Microsporum canis CBS 113480 is the source of this 1431-nucleotide messenger RNA. RefSeq lists its product as uncharacterized. The transcript is spliced from 4 exons. The record is from RefSeq and is a predicted model, not a curated record. Bases 1 to 1431 code for a protein of 476 amino acids. Lineage: Eukaryota; Fungi; Ascomycota; Eurotiomycetes; Onygenales; Arthrodermataceae.
AUGAGUUCGAACAUCACUUCGAUAAACUCCAUACCAUCAACGCUCAAGGAACGGGAAGUUAAAGCUGACCCAGAGUGGACAAACUCGCUAACGCAUGGAAAAGUAACUAUCGAAAGCCCUGACCUUCUUAUUAUUUCCUCAGUCCACAAAUUCCUCUCAUAUGAUCUGGUUGCAAUGAAUACCGCAGUGGUAAAAUCUCUAGCAGAUUGCUUGACGAAAGCUUACAGAGAUGCCGAAAGACUGGGGAAUUCCCAGAUUGAUCUUGAUUUCUUUCAGAAUACCCACGUCACAACAUGUGUUGUUGAAUUCUAUAGAGCUCUCCCAGCUGGAAUUAGAUCGGCUACAAAAACACCGCGCCUUAACAGAAAUCGACGGCCAAUUACCCUCGCCGCGCAACUUCUGCCUUUCUUUGAGGCGUGGAAGGUAGACCCAUCGUCAUUCUUUACACUGGAUUCUAUACAUACGGGCCAAUGCCCUCUAAGUAAAAUUUACGGGAUAUUGGCUCAAACGGAAGAACAUCACAAAAGCGAUUAUGUCCGUUUAAGGCUUCUUUAUGUUGUUUUCUCUUUAAUCAAGGAAAAGUUCGAGCGUUGCCGACUACGAGGUGGCACUCUUGACAGUUAUGCGGCAACUAUUCAGCACUCCGGCAUUGUUCAUUCUACCCUUGAAGAGGUCAAGACGAAUCUAGGCAUCUGGGCUAGCAAAGGGGAUAAAUACAAGUCUCUUGCUUUAGAAUUGGGAGGCUAUGGUAACCUGUUCCUUCUUCCCGACACUGGGUCAGUCUGGGAACACAAAACACCGAAAGAUGGCGAAAGACGUUUGGAGAGAAUUGAAAAGCUCAAAGAACAAGGUAUUAAUACUGAGGCUAUUCGAAUCGGUGCUCAUGGCGUUGCCCAGGCUAUAAUCAAUUAUAUGGUUACGCAAAUACCCGUCCAGGUAGCAUACCAUGAUACCAUGCAGCAGCUGCCCAGCUUAUCUGACAGACAGCUGAUAUUUGACUCUAAUACAUGGGCGCAUGACAACGACGCGGAGCGGCUACCUUCUGUGCCUCAAUAUUUUACCUCUGAUACAUGGGCGUAUAACCACAGCACAGAACAACUACCGUCUAUGUAUGCCUCUGAUACAUGGGCGUAUAACCACAGCACAGAACAACUACCGUCUAUGUAUGCCUCUGAUACAUGGGCGUAUAACCACAGCACAGAACAACUACCGUCUAUGUAUGCCUCUGAUACAUGGACGUAUAAUCAUGACACAGAACAGCAGCCGUCUAUAAAUGCCUCUACCUCAUGGGCGUAUAGCCAUGGCACAGAGCAGCCAUCUCCUAUGUAUGCCUCCAAUGCUUGGGCAUAUGGCGAUAUAACACAGCAGCUGCCAACCUCAUCCAUACCCGCAUGGGCAUAUAGUUAUCAGAAUCCUAUGGUCUCUGUCUAA